This is a messenger RNA of Leopardus geoffroyi (Geoffroy's cat), 2126 nucleotides long. It is a transcript of the gene GASK1B, whose product is annotated as golgi associated kinase 1B. NCBI's taxonomy places the organism in Eukaryota, Metazoa, Chordata, Mammalia, Carnivora, Felidae. Gene Ontology annotation, cellular component: Golgi apparatus. The record is from RefSeq and is a predicted model, not a curated record. The coding region runs from base 452 to 1999 and encodes 515 amino acids. The transcript has 5 exons.
CUGGGAUAGCAGCAGCCAGUUCACAAGUAACUGUUUUGCUUUGCAAUCAGUAGUUUUCAAGGGAGCUUUUAAAGCUGAGCUGAAAUAUUUGAAAUGUGGAACACUCUUGACCAUGAAAUAUGUUCUACUUACAUGCUUCAGCCUUUAAAAGUUCUUUGCAUUACAGUCAGGGAUUACAUUCUUCCUGGAGCCAAGCAUGGGGCCAGCUGUACACAAGCCACACUUCUCCUCGGGGAAGCUGAUAGGAGUUUAAAAGGUUUGUCGUGGCGAGCGUCGGAAACAUUCCCAACUUCAUCACCAACCCUUUACACUUCCACCUUUACUCUACCCACUGGAGACCACUUAUAUACCUAAGCAGAGGCGACAGCUGAAUUCAGGAAACCAUGCAUCAUGUCAGCAGGAACCAACUGCAGACUUUAAAGUCUGCUCAACAUGUGGAUGCAGCAGAGAAAUGACCUGUCCAGACAAGCCAGGGCAACUCAUAAACUGGUUCAUCUGCUCCCUGUGCGUCCCGCGGGUGCGUAAACUCUGGAGCAGCCGGCGCCCAAGGACCCGGAGGAACCUCCUGCUGGGCACUGCCUGCGCCAUCUACUUGGGCUUUCUGGUGAGCCAGGUGGGACGUGCCUCUCUCCAGCAAGGAAGGGCAGCAGAAAAGGGGCCGCACCGGGGUCGUGACAAGGUCGAGGCGCCCUUCCCUGAGAUACCCUUGGAUGGUACCCUGGCCCCUCCAGAGUCCCAGGGCAAUGGGACCACGCUGCCGCUCAACGUGGUGUACAUUACCCUACGCUCCAAGCGCAGCAAGCCUGCCAAUAUCCGUGGCACAGUGAAACCCAAGCGCAGAAAGAAGUAUGCAGUGGCAUCUCCGGCCUUGGGGCAGGAGGCUUUGGUUGGGCCAUCCCUUCAGCCACAGGAAGCUGCAAAGGCAGCUGAUGCUGAAGGGCAGGGAGGAAACCUGGGCAAGGUUGGGGAACGACCCUGGAGGUUGAUACGGGGUUCAGGGGUGCAGGUUGGUGGCUCAGAUUUUCAGCGGCCCGAGACCAGGGAGAGCAACAUCAGGAUCUACAGCGAGAGCGCCCCCUCGUGGCUGAGCAAAGAAGACAUCCUCAGAAUGCGCCUGUUGGCGGAUGGUGCCGUGGCCGGUCUUCACCCAGUUUCCUCUAAGAGCGGAGCCCGCUUGCUGGUGCUGGAGGGGAGCGCCGCUGGCUCUGUGCCCGGCUGCGGCCCCAGCCCCUGUGGACUGCUCAAGCAGCCCUUGGACAUGAGUGAGGUGUUCGCCUUCCACCUGGACAGGAUCCUUGGGCUCAACAGGACCCUGCCGUCUGUGAGCAGGAAAUCAGAGUUCAUCCAAGAUGGCCGCCCAUGUCCUGUCAUUCUCUGGGACUCAUCUUUAUCUCCAACAAGUAAUGAGACUCACUCUUCUGUUAAGCUCACCUGGGGAACUUACCAACAGUCAUUGAAACAGAAGUGCUGGCAGAAUGGCCGAGUACCCAAACCUGAAUGGGGUUGUACUGAAAUACAUCAUCAUGAGUGGUCUAAGCUGGCACUCUUUGAUUUUUUGUUACAGAUUUAUAAUCGCUUAGAUAUAAAUUGCUGUGGAUUCAGACCUCGAAAGGAAGAUGCCUGUGUACAGAAUGGACUGAGGCCAAAGUGUGACAACCAAGAUUCUGUGGCUCUAGCACACGUUAUCCAGCGAAAGCAUGACCCAAGGCAUUUGGUCUUUAUAGACAACAAGGGUUUCUUUGACAGAAGCGAAGAUAACUUAAACUUCAAAUUGUUAGAAGGCAUCAAAGAGUUUCCCGAAUCUGCAGUUUCUGUUUUGAAGAGCCAGCACUUGCGGCAGAAACUCCUUCAGUCCCUGUUUCUUGAUAAAGUUUACUGGGAAAGUCAAGGAGGUAGACAAGGAAUUGAAAAGCUUAUUGAUGUAAUAGAACAGAGAGCCAAAAUCCUUCUCACCUACAUCAACGCACAUGGGGCCAAAGUAUUACCUAUGAAUGAAUAACGAAAGGAUCUUCUGGCUAGAAUACUAGAUAUAUUUAUGCAUUUGGUUUUGUUUUGUUUUGUUUUGAAAUCAGGUACACAAACCUCAAGUCCUUUUAGGAAUGAGGCAGCGUGGAGGAAUACAUAAA